CACCACUUGCACCUCCACCGUCCCCUUUCUCGACUCGAAAGCACGAUCAAAGUUCCCUCUGUCUGUCACGAGCCUCGUCGCCGACUAUUCCAGUACCACACCCACUCCCACACCACCACCAACAACAACCCACACAGACAUCAUCAUGGGCCAGACGCUUUCUGAGCCCGUCGUCGAAAAGGCGUCGGCAACUGGCGGGGAUGAGCGGCUCAUCUACGGCGUGUCGGCCAUGCAGGGCUGGCGUAUCAGCAUGGAGGAUGCGCACACGACAGUCCUCGACCUACUAGCCAACAACCCCAAGGAGGCCAAGGACCACAGCCAAAAGCUCUCCUUCUUCGGCGUUUUUGACGGCCACGGCGGCGACAAGGUGGCAUUAUUCGCGGGCGCCAACAUCCACGACAUCAUUGCGAAGCAGGACACAUUUAAGACCGGCAACUACGAGCAGGCUCUCAAGGACGGCUUUUUGGCAACUGACCGGGCAAUUCUAAACGAUCCCAAAUACGAGGAGGAGGUUUCUGGGUGCACCGCAUGCGUCGGUCUUAUUACCGAUGAUAAAAUCUUUGUGGCCAACGCUGGCGAUUCGAGAUCCGUACUGGGCGUAAAGGGCCGCGCGAAACCUUUGUCUUUCGACCACAAGCCCCAGAAUGAAGGCGAGAAGGCUCGUAUCACUGCUGCUGGCGGUUUCGUCGACUUUGGUCGCGUGAACGGAAACUUGGCUCUCUCGAGAGCUAUUGGCGAUUUUGAGUUCAAGAAGAGCGCCGAGCUGGCACCCGAGCAGCAGAUCGUCACCGCAUACCCCGAUGUUAUGGUCCACGACUUGGCCGACGAUGACGAGUUCCUCGUACUUGCUUGCGACGGUAUCUGGGAUUGCCAGUCUUCCCAAGCGGUUGUCGAGUUCGUCAGGCGAGGCAUUGCCGCCAAGCAGGAUUUGGACAAGAUCUGUGAAAACAUGAUGGACAACUGCCUGGCCUCCAACUCGGAGACGGGCGGCGUUGGUUGCGACAACAUGACCAUGAUCAUUGUUGGUUUCCUCAGGGGACGGACUAAGGAGGAGUGGUAUGAGGAAAUUGCCAAGCGCGUCGCCAACGGUGACGGCCCUUGCGCUCCUCCCGAAUAUGCUGAGUUCCGCGGUCCUGGUGUGCAUCACAACUUUGAUGAUAGUGACAGCGGGUAUGAUCUCGAGGACAACGGAAACAAGGGCAAGCCCUUUGGCAUGGGCGGCUACAAGGGCCGCAUCAUCUUCCUCGGCGACGGAACCGAGGUGCUGACCGACGCCGACGACACUGAAAUGUUUGAUAACGUGGAGGAGGACAAGGAUCUCGCCAGCCAAGUCUCCAAAUCACCCUCAAGCAUAACAACGAAUGACCAGGACCAGAAGGAGCAGGCCGCCGUUGCUGCGGCGGCGGCGGAUAACAGCACACAAAACGCCAAGAAGGAGGAGACAAGCUCGCCGGCUAAGGCUUAGUUGGGAUCAACAGCGAGCAGCAGCGGCAGUGAAGGGGUGAUCAAUCAUCGGCAGGAGCCGUCUGGUCGGGGAUGUAUUCCCAGUUGAUUGAUGGCAUCUUUGGUGAAGUUUGAUAUAGCAGGCGCACUUCCACUGCGCUGCACGGGAGCGGAUCGGAAUCGGGACUUUGGGAUGAACAAACGUGUUAUGAUGAAGUUGGUGUUGUUGCUGUUGUUGAAGUUUUGUUGUCAAGAGAUUCUCAUGAAUGAAAGUUAGUAGUAUAUUGUUUAUGGAAGUAUGGGAUUUUUUUUUUCUUGCACGAAGGGCGGUGGUGAAUAGGGUCAGUCAAGAGGGGAGAGGGGGGGUAUAAGAGGGGAAAGAAAGAUGUAUUCGUUGGUUGGUUGGUUGGUUGGUUGGUUGUUGUUGCUUCACUAAGGGAACGAUGGAGAUACCAAAGUCAAGCAAGUCAAGUUAAGCAAAGAUGAAGAUGAUGGUUUUUUUUCUAUAUCGCGAUUACGUACCUAAACCCCCUGUAGGCUUUGUACCCUAUGUCUUGUCUGUAUCAUCUGUAUCGUCU
Messenger RNA from Neurospora tetrasperma FGSC 2508, 2021 nucleotides. RefSeq lists its product as uncharacterized. The transcript has 7 exons. Lineage: Eukaryota; Fungi; Ascomycota; Sordariomycetes; Sordariales; Sordariaceae. The record is from RefSeq and is a predicted model, not a curated record. Gene Ontology annotation, biological process: protein dephosphorylation. The coding region runs from base 146 to 1465 and encodes 439 amino acids. Gene Ontology annotation, molecular function: protein serine/threonine phosphatase activity; cation binding.